Coregonus sp. 'balchen' is the source of this 1812-nucleotide messenger RNA. The record is from the annotation of a GenBank genome assembly. NCBI's taxonomy places the organism in Eukaryota, Metazoa, Chordata, Actinopteri, Salmoniformes, Salmonidae.
AUGAACCCCAGAGAGAGCGGAGGAGGAGGAGUGGAGGCCAUGGAGACCCAGGCGGGAGGGCUGGAGUUGGGGGAGGAGGGAGGCAAGGCCAGCCAUGGAGGAGAUGGAGAAGAAGGGGAAGAGGACAAGGCCUCGGCCUACGACUGCAACGUUUGUGGCCGCAGCUUCCCCUUCCAGAGCUCUCUGUCGCAACACAUGCGGCGCCACACAGGUGCACGCCCCUACAAGUGCCCCUACUGCGACCACCGCGCCUCCCAGAAGGGCAACCUCAAGGUCCACAUCCGCAGCCACAAGCUGCGCACGCUCACUAGCCACCACCCCGAGGAGGAGGAGGGGCCAGAGGAGGAAGAGGAGGGGUCAGGUGAAGUGGGUGUGUCCGAGGGCCUGGAUGGUGGAACCAGUCCGACGAAGAGCAGCUCGGCCUGUAACAGGGUUGUCAACGGAGACGCUAACACAGAAGAGGGUAUAGGGAAGACGGCGGUGAGGAGCGUCAAAAGGGAGAAGUCGAGCUCUGAGCAGCGGCCAUAUUGCUGCCGUCUGUGCGGGUACCAGACCCAGCGCGAGGACCAACUUCUCAGUCACAUCGAGAAGGUCCACAUCACAGCCGACAUGGAGGACGAGACUACCCCAGUGAGUCAGGAGGCAGAGGCAAUGGAGGGAGAAGCAGGGACUCAGGUCACUGAUGGGGCCUUCCCCUGUGAGACAUGUGGCCAGGUGUUCACACAGGCCUGGUUCCUUAAGUCCCACAUGAAGAAACACGCAGGCCUCCUUGAGCACUGUUGUCGGGUGUGUGGCCGCCGCUUCAGGGAAGCCUGGUUCCUCAAGAGCCACAUGAAGACCCACAAUGGCUCCAAGGCCUCCGGCCGGGGAAAACCCAAGGCAGACUCCCAAGAGCCCGUGGCCACCAUCAACGACGUGGCCCAAGACCCAGAGACCAAUGUGACCUCCACAAGCCUUUACCAGGUUUGCUCCAAGUGUGGCAACCUGUUCCAUGACCGAGAGAGCCUGAGGGCCCACGAGAAGGUCCACAGCCAGGUUAAGCAGCCGACACAGGGCCAGAGACGACCUAGCAAUGACGGGGACUUUCCCGGUGCCAAGAGGCGCCUCCUGGACUACCUCAGCCUCCGGCCAGCUGCCGAAGAAAAGCCCCAGGAAGAGAAGAGUUACUUGGGCCAGAGAAUCCCCGAGCUGGACCCAGUGUGUAGCUACCAGGCCUGGCAGCUGGCCACGCGGGGCAGGGUUCUGGAGCCUGUGGAGUCAUACAGUAUAAAGGCUACGGCAGCCGGAGAAGGGGAUGAGGCACUGGCUGGAGGGACCGUGGUGUACGAGAAGGAGAGCAGCCGCUACAUCCUGGAGGGCCAGGAGAGGGAGAGACGCUCAGGGAGACACAGCAGCGCCAGCGGGGGAGGGGGUAGUAACCAGCACACCUCCCCCGGAGAGCGCACCCCCGAGAGCCUGAGCGACUCAGAGUACCGUCCCACCUCCCGCCAGGGCAGACGUUCCUCCUCCUCCCAGCAGAGCCAGUCCAAGUCCACCGAGUGCUUCGAGUGCGGAAAGGUGUUCCGCAGCCACCACCAGAUGAUUGUGCACCAGCGGGUCCACCAGAGGCGAGACGGGGGCAGGGGUUCCGGGUCUGGAGGGGACAACAGGGCAGGGCAAGGAGGGGACCGCUGGGGAUCCACCAGUGACCCCGAAUCAGGCUCCCCCAGCAGGCCCAGCACCCCAGGCUACGGGAACUCACCACCAGCCUCCACCCUGGGAGAGGAUGCCCCUGAGAUGGGCACCGCCAACGCAGGCCCACUGGCAGGUUAG